This is a messenger RNA of Oryctolagus cuniculus (rabbit), 3315 nucleotides long. NCBI's taxonomy places the organism in Eukaryota, Metazoa, Chordata, Mammalia, Lagomorpha, Leporidae. The record is from RefSeq and is a predicted model, not a curated record.
AGCGCGGCGGUGGGCGGGCCUCUCCCGUCCAUUGUUCUCGGUGCCCCACGGGCUUGAGCUGAGGUGACUCCGGAGGGGCCGGACCGAGCCCGGAGGCGCUUUUGCGCGCGGAGCCGCGGCCGGAGCGGGACUCGGUCUCCGGAGAGCAGGUCUGCCUGCCUGUGGAGAGUUGGGGAGGGCCGUGUCUUCUCAGAGAGUGUGGCUGGAGAAGCCUCGAAGCCCCCAGCGCGUGGAUGAUGGCUGCGGAGGUGCCGAGCGUGACUGCUCCCCUGAGCCCCGUGGGCCAGGUGCCCCAAGAGGAGGACGAGCAGGAGGAGGCGGAGGUCACCACCAUGAUGCUGGAGGACGACGCCUGGGUGCAGGAAGCUGUGCUGCAGGAGGAGGGCCCUGAGCCUGAGCCCCUCGCGCAGGGCAAGGGCAGCCCCCAGGAGGAGGCAGCGGCCGGGGGGCCGCAGGGCGCGCUCGGCCGCCUCCGAGAGCUGUGUCGGCGCUGGCUGAGGCCAGAGGUGCACACCAAGGAGCAGAUGUUGACUGUGCUGCCGCGGGAGAUUCAGGCCUGGCUGCGAGAGCAUCGGCCCGAGAACGGCGAGGAGGCCGUGGCCCUGGUGGAAGACUUGACCCAGACCCUGCGGGACCGAGAUUUUGACACACACAGCGACAACGGGGAGAGUGACUCCGAGACAGGCCGUGCGUCCCGGGCCCGCGGGGAGGUGCCGCCCCAGGGCAGGGACGAGGGCCAGCUCAUAGGCCUGCAGGGCACCUACCUGGGUGAGAAGCCCUACGAGUGCCCGCAGUGCGGGAAGACCUUCAGCCGGAAGUCCCACCUCAUCACGCACGAGCGCACGCACACGGGCGAGAAGUACUACAAGUGCGACGAGUGCGGGAAGAGCUUCAGCGACGGCUCCAACUUCAGCCGGCACCAGACCACCCACACGGGGGAGAAGCCCUACAAGUGCCGGGACUGCGGGAAGAGCUUCAGCCGCAGCGCCAACCUCAUCACGCACCAGCGCGUCCACACGGGCGAGAAGCCCUUCCAGUGCGCUGAGUGCGGCAAGAGCUUCAGCAGGAGCCCCAAUCUCAUCGCCCACCAGCGCACCCACACCGGGGAGAAGCCCUACUCGUGCCCCGAGUGCGGCAAGAGCUUCGGCAACCGCUCCAGCCUCAACACGCACCAGGGCAUCCACACCGGCGAGAAGCCCUACGCGUGCAAGGAGUGCGGCGAGAGCUUCAGCUACAACUCCAACCUCAUCCGGCACCAGAGGAUCCACACCGGCGAGAAGCCCUACGCGUGCAGCGAGUGCGGCCAGAGGUUCAGCCAGAGCUCGGCGCUCAUCACGCACCGGCGCACGCACACGGGCGAGAAGCCCUACCAGUGCGCCGAGUGCGGCAAGAGCUUCAGCCGCAGCUCCAACCUGGCCACGCACCGCCGCACGCACCUGGUGGAGAAGCCCUACAAGUGCGGGGCGUGCGGGAAGAGCUUCAGCCAGAGCUCCAGCCUGAUCGCGCACCAGGGCGUGCACACCGGCGAGAAGCCCUACGAGUGCCGGGCGUGCGGCGAGAGCUUCAGCUGGAGCUCCAACCUGGUCAAGCACCAGCGCGUGCACACGGGCGAGCGGCCGCACAAGUGCGGCGAGUGCGGGAAGGGCUUCAGCCAGCGCUCGCAGCUCGUGGUGCACCAGCGCGUGCACACCGGCGAGCGGCCCUACCAGUGCCUCCUGUGCGGCAAGAGCUUCAGCCGCGGCUCCAUCCUCGUCAUGCACCAGCGGGCACACCUGGGCGACAAGCCCUACCGCUGCCCCGAGUGCGGCAAGGGCUUCAGCUGGAACUCGGUCCUCAUCAUCCACCAGCGCAUCCACACCGGGGAGAAGCCCUACCGGUGCCCCGAGUGCGGCAAGGGCUUCAGCAACAGUUCCAACUUCAUCACCCACCAGCGGACCCACGUGAAGGGGAAGCUGUGCUGACGCUGCGGGGGGAGGGGGACCAACUUCACCACCCACCAGCGGACCCACGUGGAGGGGAAGCUGUGCUGCCGCUGCGGGGGGGAGGGGGACCAACUUCACGACCCAGCAGCGGACCCACGUGAAGGGGAAGCUGUGCUGACGCUGCGGGGGGAGGGGGACCAACCUCACCACCCACCAGCGGACCCACGUGAAGGGGAAGCUGUGCUGACGCUGCGGGGGGAGGGGGACCAACUUCACCACCCAGCAGCGGACCCACGUGGAGGAGGAGCCGUGCUGCCCUGGACCAUCCCUGGGGUUUCCUCUGCUGCAGUCUUGCCCGGCUCUCAUUCCUAGGGCACUGGCAGAGGCCAGCCUCGCCACGUUCGAGAACAGAAACUGGGUCUCAUGUUUCACCGCUUGGUUGGGCUUCUCCCUGAUUCUUCUGUGCCUCAGUUUCCUCCUUGGCCUGGGGGGAGGGGGAAAUGUGUCUCUGUGUGAGAUGGAAGACAAAGAAAUACCAGACAUGUGUGUGUGUGUGGUUGUUUUGCUGCCACUGUUGGGCCAAGGUGCCUUCACCCCAAGCCGCCAGCCUCCCGGGCCCCUGCCCACAGCAGAACCUGCUUCUCCCGUCUGCGCCGUCUUGGGCUUCGGUAUCAGCUCAGGAUGGAGGGGCCUCUGCAGCUCCGAGACACGCACGUGAAGGUCAAGCCCUUUCUAUUUCCGUAAAGUCCAGAACCAACACGCUGCAGCCUGGAACGCAGGCCCCAGCGCCCCUUCCACUGGUCGGAGGCCAGGGCCUGUCGGGAGAGGUCUGCACGGAGGGCACCACGUGGUCUGCUCACUGCCCUGUGUUCAGUCGGCUGUCAGGGGAACACACUUGACCCUGGGCCUCGUGUUUGCAGCGUGACGUUGGACCCCAGGACACCUGCCGUCCGGGGUGCCGGUUUGUCUCAUCAAGGGCCAACAGUCCUGCAACCUGCAGACUCCCACGCCCAGACUCCUGAGUUAACUCCGUCUAUGCAUUCGUGAUCUCCCUGUUAACGUUUUCACUUUCUCUGCAGAGCUAGCACUCUGUCCGCUUUUCUGUACUGAGAACACCGUUAAGGGUUGAUUGAGGACAUCAGCGCUUCUGGGGAGACGGGGGCUGGGGGCCGGAGCUUGUCCUCCUCCUGUCACCGCUGACCUGGGGAUGCUGGCAGUGGAGACGGGAAUGCGAGCAGAUGAGGGGGUUGCUAAAAGGAAGGGGGGCGGGCAGGUGUUUCCCAGAAAUGGGAGGUCGCCACCUGCUGCUGCCUGUGGAAUCUGCUCAGAAUCAGCCUGGAUUCCCAGGGGACAGACGUGGCACGCCGCCGAAUAAAGUGGAGUCCCGUUCUGA